Messenger RNA from Trypanosoma theileri, 1362 nucleotides. RefSeq lists its product as uncharacterized. The transcript has a single exon. The record is from RefSeq and is a predicted model, not a curated record. The coding region runs from base 1 to 1362 and encodes 453 amino acids. Lineage: Eukaryota; Euglenozoa; Kinetoplastea; Trypanosomatida; Trypanosomatidae.
AUGGUCCGCACACCAUCACGUGAGGCGGUGCAGCGGCAAUUAGGGCGUUACGUUCGGGAUAUUCACCGUCGACAGCCGCCACUCGCCCCACACGGAGAGCGUAAUUUUACGGGAAAUAAAAGACGUUCCACUGGGAAUAGUAACACUGUAUUGUCAUCAUCAUUAUCAUCAUCAUACACUAGGGUCAAUAAAGGACAUAUCAGUACAAUGGGACAGCAAGGUGUUAGGAGAAAUAUGAGAGAGGAGUAUGUAACGGAUUCCUUUCCCACUGCUGCUUUUACGAAAGAAACACCAAAACAUGGUGAUACUACGCAAGUACAGGGUGACGAUGCUGACGAGGAGCGUGUUAGUAACCCAUACAUACAAUCCGUAUUGAGAGGUACAGAGCAACGAUGGGUGCCACCAUCCCUUUCAGAAUCUCCUUUUGAUUAUAAAAGUCGCAGUCAAAGUCUACAAGAAUACGCUGGAAAACACGCAUCAUAUCUUACUCGUCAGGAUUUGUUGCGUGAAUGGAAGAAAAAAAUGAUGCGAAGUCCUGAUUCCGAUGAGAAACGAAUGUUAUGGUACCUUGGUGCUGCCGAUGAUGAUAAAGAAAAAGAUCAAGAAUCAUAUACUGAGAAAAAAUCUUCUCUUCCUUUAGGUGACAUAAAUAAAAAAGACCAGGCAAAUACAUUAUCAGGACAAACUGGUUUAGGAUCAACAUUUGUAGAUCCUAUUAUAUCACCUAUGAAAUCAGAUGGCAAUGUUGAAACAUUACAUAAUGAAAGGUCUUCCUUGAAACCAAAGGAGUUCAAACAUAGAUUUCACGAUUCAAAAAAGUUAAAUGUAGAAAAAAAAGAUUUUAUUUCACGAGAUGAUGACCACUUUGAAGAUGCUCGAGCUUACCUUUAUGCAUCUUCAACUGUAUCAAAGUCACUGUUAAAUAAUGCAGAAAGUAAAAGAUUAUUUAAAGGGGAUACCUCAGUAUCUUCCUAUAAUAGGCCUACCUCAUCCUUUUAUGUUUCUCAUCCCUCUGGGGUACAGUAUUCAGAGGUAAAAGUAGAAUAUUGCGGUGGUACUGUAGCAACUGCACCUGAUAACAGAGAAUUGCAUUCCCAAUGUAAAGAAACUCCUAGAAGCUCAACUGUUUUUACCUCUUUUAUUAAUAAUAAUAUUGACAACAAUGUUGCAAAUUACCUUAUAUCAAAAGAGGCAGAAUUGGAGGAUGCAUUUGGAACUGUCUGGUUGGUGGAGGCGCAUCAAGCGAAACGUAUGAUUGAUACUAACGCUAAUAAUGCGACGUCGAUCACAACAGCGACCAUGGAUUCUCCGCAAGGAAAAGUUUUUUCUCAGCUAAUAAAAAACUUUCAAAAUCGUAUAUGA